Messenger RNA from Pistacia vera, 807 nucleotides. Its product is annotated as protein PLANT CADMIUM RESISTANCE 2-like. The coding region runs from base 54 to 614 and encodes 186 amino acids. The record is from RefSeq and is a predicted model, not a curated record. The transcript is spliced from 4 exons. Lineage: Eukaryota; Viridiplantae; Streptophyta; Magnoliopsida; Sapindales; Anacardiaceae.
GCCGGACAAGAAAACUACCGCAAGUUCUUCAUCACAAUCCUUGUAUUUCCAGUAUGUAUCCUUCUCAAAAUGAUGCUCACACAUACACAACUGACGGGCAUCCAGGGCCAGUCCCAGUUUCAGGAAUUCCAAACCCCAGUCCAACACAACCCUAUCCUCAUCCUCAAGCUCCAUAUAUCUCCUCCGGCGUGCGGGUUCGUGUACCGGGGAAAUGGUCUACUGGUCUUUGCCAUUGUUGCGAUGAUGUAGCCAAUUGUUUUGUCACUUGCUUUUGUCCUUGUAUAACGUUUGGACAGAUUGCCGAGAUAGUGAGUAAAGGGUCAUCCCCUUGUGCUGCGAGUGGUGCACUUUAUGGACUAUUGGCUAUGACUGGAUUUGCCUGCUUGUAUUCAUGCUCCUUUCGCUCAACUAUGAGGGCUCAAUACGACUUGGCAGAGUCACCCUGUGUGGAUUGUUUAGUGCACUUCUUCUGUGAAGCUUGUGCACUGUGCCAAGAAUACAGAGAACUCCAAGAACGCGGCUUUGACAUGGGAAUAGGAUGGGAGUCCAACAUGGACAGACAGAAACGAGGAAUUACAGUUGCUCCAAUGGUGGCAUCAGCCAUGAGAAGAUGAAAUCAAUUCUCAUGCAUGCAUGUGGAAUUUUGGCUACUGCUGCUUCUGCUUCUGCUUGAUCGAUCGUGUGCUACUGCUAGUGUGAUAUUACUCGUGUAAUCUCUUGUGUAUGUUGUUGUAUUGCUUCUUGUAGUUGUGGCUUUUGGAAUAUUAUUGUUUGCUUGUUAUAUUUGCACAGAAGAACAAAAAAAAA